This is a messenger RNA of Anguilla anguilla (European eel), 1548 nucleotides long. RefSeq names its product neurogenin 1 (gene neurog1). Lineage: Eukaryota; Metazoa; Chordata; Actinopteri; Anguilliformes; Anguillidae. The transcript is spliced from 2 exons. Gene Ontology annotation, molecular function: protein dimerization activity. The record is from RefSeq and is a predicted model, not a curated record. The coding region runs from base 144 to 806 and encodes 220 amino acids.
GCUCACACGAGCUGACUGCAUCAAGAUCAAGACAGACGCGUGCCUUUUUCUGAACAUCCACACCAUUUGUUGGACUUUGGCGCGGUGCAAGACAACUUGCAUUGACAGUUUCUAACAACAACACUGAGUUUGAAGAACAGAUCAUGUGCAGUACUAUGGAGACCCUCUACUCUGACUUGGACAGCUCAAGCUGUGACUUGUCCUACUCACAAACGGACGACGAAGACUCUCGCAGCAGCAUACAGGCGGGUUCCCCGUUAUCCUCUUUUGGCCAGCCGUCAUCUCCCAUCAGCAGCAACCAGGAACCCUCUAGCCCCGAGCAGCAGCAGAAAAAGAGACGCAGGGGGCGCGUGAGGAGUGAGGCCACCGUGCAUGUGGUCAAGAAGAACAGACGCAUGAAGGCCAACGAUCGCGAAAGGAACAGGAUGCACAACCUCAAUGAUGCUCUGGACACUCUUAGGAGCGUCCUCCCGGCGUUUCCGGACGACACGAAACUUACAAAGAUCGAGACUCUGCGCUUCGCCCACAACUACAUCUGGGCGCUUUCAGAGACAAUCCGAAUUGCAGACCAGCGCCAGAACAAGUCCCAAGACGCUUCACUCCUGCUCCCAGGGCUAGUUUGUGUGGCUGAUUCCCCGAGCCCGGGCAGCGACGCGUGCUCUUGGAUGUCAAGCGCCUCUUCCUCCUCCUCAUCCCCCUCGUACUGUACCUCAAAUCCCAGCAGCCCGGCAGUUUCGGAAGACUAUGGAUUUUUGCAGACUGACAGUCUGUACAGCUUUCACAACUUUGUUCCAGGCAUCUAUUAAGAGACUCCCAUAAUAACUUUUAUUGAGCAGAUAUGGCCCGUCGUAAUGUUGGUAAUAGUGACAACUUGAAGGGGAUCGGCUUUAUAGUAAAGUCAAGUUUGUCACUCAGUUUAGAAAAAAGAAAAGCGAGGCGCCGUAGCUUUUUCUAACUAUUCACUGUUUGCCUUAACUAUGUUACAUAAGCCUGUCUGAUACCCUGUGUGUAUUUCGUAUUUUCAUUUAUACUCACAUCUCUGAUAAUGCAGAUAUAUAGGAUAAUUUUAUUUUUGUGAUUGUUUUUAUAUAUAAUUGUACGGUAGCCUUUGCUAUGCUAUUGUCUUCAAAACCUUUGCACUUUUCCAGCGCAUACACUAAAGUCCUCUUGAAAUCUUGACCCCCACCUCUAUUAAAAGAAAAUUAGAAUUAAAAAGAAGAAAAGACAGAUUUGCUUUUGCAGACUGAGGUGAAAAGUCAAUUUUACAAUUUGUAGAGUGAUAAUAAAGAAAAACGAGCGUGGAAAUUUGGUUUCAACGCUCUGACAAUAGACUGAAAGGCUGUCAGAAGACGAGGAUCUGGUCUCAUGCAUUAUGUAUUUCGACCCCCUGAAAACCGUUCUGUCUCGCUCUGCAGAAAGACUCAAUCCCACGUGCGAGGACCAGCCCAGCCCUGACUUAGUUUUGAUUUAAUUUAUUCAACGUUUUGCUUUCAUAUUAAAAUGUAUUUUUUAUUGUAUAUAAAGAGAUUUAUUCUAUUAUGUAUUUAC